AGGAAGUCACCCUGCAAAAAAACCACAAACACUUUGACUGACAGCUCAGGUGGAAAGGAAAUAGCUACGUCUUGGCCACACCCUUUGUGUACCUCCUAUAAAACACAACAAGCCAUUACCAGCUUUCAUGCACAUAACAGGCCUGGUCUGAUGUUUUUUUUAGACAGCGAAAGACCAGCAGAAUGACAUCACUUGUCCUCACCGUUCUCCUUCUGCCUCUAACGGUCAUUUCUCCGGCCUCGAUCAAUACUAGUAAUGGUGGAACCAAAACAGAAUUAUACACGUCUGAGAAAAUUGAAAGGGCGAACGAGAAUAUCGUGACAAGUAAUACUGCAGGAUCACACUUGACAUAUGGGGACAUAAUGGUGGACAUGAUCGAGGACGGAGGUGUUUUGAGGAAUGCUGUCACCUGCACCGCCUCGAGCUGUAAAUGGCCUAAAAAUAAGAAAAAUAAGGUCAAAAUUCCCUAUGAAAUCACCAGCGAUUUUUCCAAAAAGGAGGCCAACUUCAUUAAAAAAAUCCUGAAAGGUUUCAAGAAAAGCACCUGCAUCAGAUUUAUUAAAAAGAAGUCAAAGCACAGGGACUACUUAUCCUUCAUUUCCGCCGACGGGUGUUGGUCGUACCUUGGCCGUACAGGAAACCGACAGCAAAUCUCCUUGAAGAGCCAGGGUUGUUUAUUCACAGAUAUCGUGCAGCAUGAGGUUCUCCAUGCGCUUGGGUUCCACCAUGAGCAUGUUCGCUCUGACAGAGACGACCACGUUGAAAUUAAUUUUGAUAACAUCCAACCAGGAGUGGAACGCAACUUUGAGCUUUCGCCAACAAACAACCUGGGUACCCCGUAUGACUUCCAGUCUGUGAUGCAUUACAGCCCAUACGCCUUCUCCGUAAACGGCCAACGAACAAUCACUGCCAAAAACAACUCCAUCACUAAUUUUGGCAAUGCAGUUGAGAUGAGUGUUAAUGACUACGCCCGUGUCAAAAGGCUUUACGAGUGCUAAACGUCAUGACGGAGAGAGGGCGUUGGCCUCCAGUGACCAGCGUUGUUCUCAGUGAACGUAAUGAACAAACAAACCACAGCAGAGCCAAUCAUUUUGAAACUUCAUUUCCAUAUUAGAUAUCGAUCAUAUUACAAUGAAAUGAAUGAUUUUGUAAUUAUUCCCCAAAAGCCAUGAUUUAAUUGUACUUGAUGAAUUUAAUAAAGAGUGAAGAUGUGCCCUUCCGCAUGUUUGAGUGUGAGAAAGUGUGCUAACGGUAUAAAAUGCAAAUUAGUAUUAGCUUCUUCCUGAAUAAUGACGUUUCUAUUCUGAGGCACUUU
Dunckerocampus dactyliophorus (ringed pipefish) is the source of this 1315-nucleotide messenger RNA. Its product is annotated as hatching enzyme 1.2-like. The coding region runs from base 183 to 998 and encodes 271 amino acids. Lineage: Eukaryota; Metazoa; Chordata; Actinopteri; Syngnathiformes; Syngnathidae. The transcript is spliced from 10 exons. Gene Ontology annotation, biological process: proteolysis. Gene Ontology annotation, molecular function: zinc ion binding; metalloendopeptidase activity. The record is from RefSeq and is a predicted model, not a curated record.